AGUUAUUUCCCUUUGAAGGAACUCUUUCAUGUUACUAAGCAUGGAUGCUGAAAAUGUGGAAGAGAAGGAAAAAGAAGAGGAAAUACUAAACAAACAAUCACCAGAGGAACUUCAAGCAGAAGCAGAAAAGCUAAAGAAUGCGGCAAACGAGUUUUUCAAAAAUUCAGACUAUGUUAAGGCAAUAGAAUUGUACAGCCAAGCUAUCGAAAAAUGGCCACGCAUAGCAGCAUACUAUGGAAACAGAAGCUUUGCUUACAUCAAAACAGAAAUGUUUGGUCUGGCUCUAACAGAUGCUACAAUGGCAUUACAGUUGGACAGAUCUUACAUAAAGGCUUACUACAGAAGGGCAUCAGCUAACAUGGCACUGGGGAAGUUCAAACUUGCAUUGAAAGAUUUUGAAGCUGUUGUUAAAGUGAAGCCAAGUGAUAAAGAUGCAAGGGCAAAGUUUAAUGAAUGUGGCAAAAUUGUUAAAAGAAUAGCCUUUGAGAAAGCUAUUGCAGUGGAAGAAAAGCCAGUGUCAGAAACUAUCGACUUGGAGUCAUUGACAAUAGAGGGAGAUUACUCAGGGCCAGUGUUAGAGAAUAACCAGGUUACACUUAAAUUUGUACAAGAUUUACUUGAUACAUUUAGAGACCAGAAGAAAUUACACAGUAGAUUUGCAUUCCAGAUAUUAUUGCAAAUAAAAGAUCUAUUUAAAAAUCAACCUUCACUGGUAGAUAUAGAUGUGCCAAAGGGACAAAAGUUUACUAUAUGUGGUGAUAUACAUGGGCAGUAUUAUGAUCUACUUAAUAUAUUUAAGUUAAAUGGUUUACCGUCUGUAGAUAAUCCUUAUUUAUUUAAUGGUGAUUUUGUAGACCGAGGGUCAUUCUCUGUAGAAUGUAUAUUUGUUUUAUUUAGUUUUAAGCUUUUGUAUCCAGAUAGUUUUUAUAUGGCCAGGGGGAAUCAUGAAAGUGCAACAAUGAACCAGAUGUACGGUUUUGAAGGAGAAGUCAAAUCAAAAUACAGCAGUAAAAUGGCUGACCUGUUUACUGAGAUAUUCAAUUUGCUGCCUUUAUGUCACUGUAUAAAUAAUAAAAUUUUGUUAAUGCAUGGAGGAUUGUUCAGGGAUGAAAAUGUAACAUUAGAUGAUUUACGGAAAGUAGAUCGUAACAGACAACCCCCAGAAAGUGGAGCAAUGUGUGAACUGUUAUGGUCUGAUCCCCAGAUGAUGUGUGGGACAAGUGACAGUAAAAGAGGGGUAGGGACCAUGUUUGGACCAGAUGUAACAAAGAAAUUUCUUCAGAAAAAUAAAUUAGACUAUAUUGUUAGGAGUCAUGAAGUGAAACAAGAGGGAUAUGAAGUCAUACAUGAUGGCAAAUGUAUAACAGUGUUCUCAGCUCCUAAUUACUGUGAUCAGAUGGGAAACAAAGGAGCCUUUAUCAAUAUCACCGGUGAUGACCUGACCCCCAAAUUCACAUCAUUUGAAGCAGUGCCACAUCCCAAUGUGAAACCCAUGGCCUAUGCAAACCCAUUAUUUGGAUUAUUUUGACAGAUGGAAGACUGUAGUGAUUCUCAGGAAACAUGAACAUUAUUUUAUCAUAUCUGUAUCAAAUACAGAGCAAAAUAUCACUGUC
Molecule: messenger RNA, 1613 nt
Organism: Mytilus trossulus (common blue mussel)
Lineage: Eukaryota; Metazoa; Mollusca; Bivalvia; Mytilida; Mytilidae
Product: serine/threonine-protein phosphatase 5-like
Exons: 14
Coding region: 29-1528 (499 amino acids)
Molecular function (GO): protein binding; hydrolase activity
Source: RefSeq, a predicted model, not a curated record